AUGGCUGUUGAAGCUCGUCACCUUAACCUCUUCCCUCCCCAACAACUCAUGCCCAAUAGAGAAAUCAUGAGCAACCCAAUGGACGCGACCAUCAUGAACAUCUACGCCACCCAAACGGGUAAUUACUCCAUGCUGCCUCUCUCUGGCACCACCACCGCGUCGGAAACUUUUCUCCCGGCGCCGCCGCCGCCUCACUACAACUCCCUCCCCCAGAAAACCGCUGUCUUGAAAUCCGACAACAGUACUCUCUCCUACACCAACGUUGUUCCCGUUCCCAGAAAACGCUCCAGAGAUUCGAUCCAUGACAACAAUUUGCAAUUCCAUUCCUACCCUCAGAAGAAAACCGAUUCUUUCUCCUUCCUCGGCGAAGACAUUUCCUUUCACAUCCAUCGCCAACAACACGACCUCGAUACCCUCGUCUCCCAACACAUGGAGAAAGUGAGGAUGGAAUUAGAAGAGAAAAGAAAAGGGCAAGCGAGAAGAUUGAUGGGAACCAUCGAGUGGGAAAUGGCGAUGAGGUUGAGAGCGAAGGAAGAAGAGGUAUUGAAGAUUGAAAAAUUGAAUUGGGUGUUGGAAGAGAAAGUGAGGUCUCUGUGCAUCGAGAAUCAGAUAUGGCGCGACCUUGCUCAGACCAACGAGGCCACAGCCAAUGCCCUCCGCAACAAUCUGGAGCAGGUGCUGGCGCAGGCCGCAUCCGACAGAAGAGACGGCGAGGCAGCACCGGCCACGGCGGAGGAAGAUGCAGAGUCGUGCUGCGGGAGCAGUGACGAGGGAUGGCGCACGGUAGGUACGGGGGCGCAGGAUAAGGAAGGAGAAGGUUGCAGCGGAACAAAAGAAAAUAUCAUUAUUAUCAAUAAUAACAACAAUGAGAAUGAGGAUGGAAGAAGCGGUGAGAGAAGAUUGUGCAGAAAGUGUGGGAAGGAGGAAUCGUGCGUGCUAAUCUUACCUUGCAGACACCUAUGUGUCUGCACGGUUUGCGGGUCUAGCCUAGACUCUUGUCCUGUUUGUAAAUCCUUCAAAAAUGCCAGUGUUCAUGUAAACAUGACAUCAUAA
This is a messenger RNA of Sphenostylis stenocarpa, 1053 nucleotides long. The record is from the annotation of a GenBank genome assembly. NCBI's taxonomy places the organism in Eukaryota, Viridiplantae, Streptophyta, Magnoliopsida, Fabales, Fabaceae.